AUGAAGGGCUUGAAAAGACCUGCGGCGAAGAAGGUAGACGCCGAGGUUGCCCAGGCUGAGGCACCUCAUCUCGCGCGUGUGGACUGGAAAUCGGAUCCGGGUCUCAGAAGACUUUAUACAUGGGCUUUCAUCAUCUGUAUUGCAUCGGCCACUACUGGCUAUGAUGGAUCGAUGCUCAACAACCUCCGCAUUCUCAACACCUGGACUGACUAUUUUGGAAACCCAACGGGAUCACUCUUGGGUCUCCUAACCGCUCUCUACUCAAUUGGCUCUAUUGCGAGUCUUCCUGUCACUCCUUUCUUAGCUGACCACUUUGGUCGUAAGAUUGCCAUUGCACUAGGAUGCAUCAUCAUGAUUGUGGGAGCCGCCGUCCAGGGCGCUGCCACAAACCUUAAGAUGUUCAUGGCCGGACGAUUCUUCAUGGGCUUUGGCAACUCUCUUGCUCAGCUCUCCUCGCCGCUUCUUCUGACUGAACUCUGCCAUCCUCAACAUCGCGGUCGAGUCACUGCUAUUUACAACUGCCUUUGGAAUGUUGGUGCGAUCAUCUGCACCUGGCUGACAUUCGGCACGAAGCGCAUUGACAACAACUGGUCAUGGCGUAUUCCGGCUCUUACUCAAGCCUUCCCAUCUAUCAUCCAACUCGCUUUCAUCUUCUUCAUCCCUGAAUCUCCACGUUGGCUUAUCGCCAAAGAGCGCAAUGAUGAAGCUCUCCAAAUUCUCGGGAAGUACCAUGCGAAUGGCGACAUCAACAACCCCACUGUGCAAUUCGAGUAUCACGAGAUCAAGGAGACUCUGCGCCUUGAAUUCCAGUACCAGAAGUCUAGCAGCUAUCUCGACUUCUUCAAGACCAAGGGGAACAGGUACAGGUUGUUGCUACUUGCUUCUCUUGGCCUGUUCUCUCAGUGGUCAGGUAACGGAUUAGUGAGCUACUACGCAACGGACGUCUACAAGAGUAUUGGUAUUACCAACUCGGAUACCCAGCUCGGCAUCAACGGUGGCCUUACUAUUCUCUCCCUCAUUGUUUCCGUCUCUUGCGCUCUACUAGUUGAUCGUGUUGGAAGACGUCCUCUUUUCAUCACUGCCACCGCAUCCAUGUGUGUGACGUUCAUUCUCUGGACCAUUUGCUCCUCGGAGCAGGAGACCAAACACAGCGAAGCCGCUGGUCGAGCUGUGAUUGCAUUCAUUUGGAUCUUUUCGGUUGCAUAUGCCCUGGCUUGGUCUGGACUGCUCGUCGCCUACACAGUCGAAAUCCUGCCUUUCAAGAUUCGUGCCAAGGGUCUCAUGUUGAUGAAUUUCUUCAUCCAAGUUGCCCUCACUAUCAACCAAUACGUCAAUCCACUUGGUUUCGAUCACUUAAAGCCAAACUGGAAAUUCUAUACCAUCUACUCGGUAUGGCUUUUCCUCGAACUACUCUUUGUCUCCUUCCUAUACGUUGAAACCCGCGGCCCAACUCUCGAAGAAGUUGCUAAGAUCUUCGAUGGUGACGACGCUGAAGUCGCGCAUGUCGAUAUUGAGAAGAUCGAGAUGGAGAGCGUUGUUAUGACCAGUGGGUUUGAGAAGAAUGGUAUAACUGUCAAGGUUGAGUCUACUCGAUUGCUGAUUCAUUCUGACCUAUGA
Molecule: messenger RNA, 1617 nt
Organism: Lindgomyces ingoldianus
Lineage: Eukaryota; Fungi; Ascomycota; Dothideomycetes; Pleosporales; Lindgomycetaceae
Product: general substrate transporter
Exons: 4
Coding region: 1-1617 (538 amino acids)
Biological process (GO): transmembrane transport; carbohydrate transport
Cellular component (GO): membrane
Molecular function (GO): carbohydrate:proton symporter activity
Source: RefSeq, a predicted model, not a curated record